This is a messenger RNA of Hibiscus syriacus, 604 nucleotides long. RefSeq names its product cytochrome B5-like protein. NCBI's taxonomy places the organism in Eukaryota, Viridiplantae, Streptophyta, Magnoliopsida, Malvales, Malvaceae. Gene Ontology annotation, cellular component: membrane; intracellular membrane-bounded organelle. The coding region runs from base 74 to 430 and encodes 118 amino acids. The transcript is spliced from 6 exons. The record is from RefSeq and is a predicted model, not a curated record. Gene Ontology annotation, molecular function: heme binding.
CCACUGUGCACUCCUUCACGGUCACUCGUAAGGCUUUCACGGUUAAUCAGUAAAAGAAGCUUAACUCUGAGAUAUGGAAAUAGCUGUUAUAGCAUUGAUUCUAGCUGUAUUACUUGGAGCUUUUGUUUUGAUACCUCCACACGGUAAAUCAGCUCAUAAGAACAAGGUUAAAUCAAGUGUAGACGAUUCUAAGGCAUCCAAAUCCUAUAGUAAGUCGGAAGUUAUGCUACAUAAUAAGAGGACUGAUUGUUGGAUCAUCAUUAAGGACAAGGUUUAUGAUGUUACCUCAUAUGUAGAGGAGCACCCAGGUGGUGAUGCAAUCUUGGCACAUGCUGGAGAUGAUUCAACCGAAGGGUUUUUCGGGCCUCAACAUGCAACUCGGGUUUUUGACAUGAUAGACGACUUCUACAUUGGAGAUCUUCAGAAGUAAUUUGCAAGCAACUGUCCCCUGCUGGGUUACAAGAUUAGGGAGAAAAACACUUCUUAGGCCUGUGUUAGCCCACUGGUUUAACCUAGGUAUGUGCUUUUUAGCUCAUUUAGUCUUGUUUUAGCACAUUUGAUUGUCGAGUCAAACGAGACUAAUAGAAAAAAGAUUGACGAGUCG